Trypanosoma conorhini is the source of this 1061-nucleotide messenger RNA. Its product is annotated as protein kinase. The transcript has a single exon. The record is from RefSeq and is a predicted model, not a curated record. Gene Ontology annotation, cellular component: nucleus; cytoplasm. Lineage: Eukaryota; Euglenozoa; Kinetoplastea; Trypanosomatida; Trypanosomatidae. The annotation marks the transcript as partial. Gene Ontology annotation, biological process: mitotic DNA damage checkpoint signaling; protein phosphorylation. Gene Ontology annotation, molecular function: protein serine/threonine kinase activity; ATP binding.
AUUUUAGUGACCGAAGCAAACGUGCCUUUUUAACUGACUUUGGCGUUUCGGAGUUCUUUGACGCCUCCAAUCGUGAGAGACUUGAGGCCAUGAUGCAGGAGAGCAUGGCAGCUAGUAGGACCCUCGGUGGGCCGCAGCAGGGGCAAGGUCUUCCUAUUAAAGGAACAAAAGGGACUAUGCUGUAUGUGGCUCCGGAACUUUGGCGCGGUGACAAGUCCUACGCGAGGCCGGUCGAUAUGUGGGCAUUAGGAGUCACACUUUAUAUUCUUCUUACCGGAAGGUUACCAUUUAGUACCCUGGAGGAUAUUAUGGAUCCAUCCCUUCCCGUGAUCCCCACCUCCUACGGUAGCCAGUGGACGGAGUUGCUCCAGGGCUUACUAAACCGUGACCCCAGCAAACGCAUGACCGUUAGAGCAGCACGGGCUAUUAUAAAGAGCAUGAAUGUAGAAGAUUACACUCCCGAGGAGAACCUGGGUCAGGCACCAACGGCGGUUACGGAUGACGACAUAUCCCACGCCCUGACUCUCGCGCAGCACAAGAAAGAUCAAGACGACGUUGAGUGGCUGUUGGGUCAACUUCCUGACGAGGGACGCGAUGGGCCGCUGAGGCGGUUUUCGAGGAAAUCCGUGGACACCGAGGAGUAUGCCGGCGAUUACUACCUGCCUUCUGUGAUGUCUGGUAGUGGCAAUACUUUCCAAUUUGGCGCCGCUGCGGACGCUGCCAGGGACUUGGACAACGUCAAUGGCCCAGGUAGAGGCAGCACCAAUGUGUUCGUGCGGACGCAGACUCCUACCUCGAGCGGUGAAAAGGGGAAUCCCCUUCGCGGGAGCGGGAGCUUUUCCCCAAAGGAAGUGCAGUCCUCUUUAGAAGAGGGAGGAGCAGGUCCCGUUGCCGUGACAACCACGGAGACGAACGUUUCCGGCCCGGGGGGUAAUCUGUCAGGGGCGACUGCAAGAGUAGUGACCAGGGGCCGCUUCAAGGGCAAAGGGGGAUUUCUCGCAGUGCUCAGGGAUGCGCUAUCAUUUUCCCGCUGCAAGAAGUCAAAGCUCCGAAGCCAGUGA